This is a messenger RNA of Zerene cesonia (dogface butterfly), 4920 nucleotides long. RefSeq names its product casein kinase I (gene dco). The transcript is spliced from 9 exons. Gene Ontology annotation, cellular component: cytoplasm; nucleus. Bases 196 to 1248 code for a protein of 350 amino acids. Gene Ontology annotation, molecular function: protein serine/threonine kinase activity; ATP binding. The record is from RefSeq and is a predicted model, not a curated record. NCBI's taxonomy places the organism in Eukaryota, Metazoa, Arthropoda, Insecta, Lepidoptera, Pieridae. Gene Ontology annotation, biological process: peptidyl-serine phosphorylation; signal transduction; endocytosis.
CUGUGAGUUGUGAGUGAUUGAAAAAAAAUUGAAACAAAAAUUCCUCGUCGGAUGCGAUUGUCGAAAGUAAUUUAGUUUUUGUAUUUUUGUGUGAAUCGGUUAAAAAAUAAAAUACAGUUGUAAAGAUCUGCGUCUAUCACAAAUAUGGCCGAUCUGUAAUGAAUCGGUGGUCAGUGAUAUACUAAUUUCAUCGUUAUGCAGAAUUUCAAAAUGGAGCUACGAGUUGGAAAUAAAUAUCGUCUUGGACGCAAAAUUGGUUCUGGUUCUUUCGGAGACAUUUACCUUGGCACGAACAUUGUUACCAGAGAGGAGGUAGCUAUAAAGUUAGAAUGUAUUAAGACAAGACAUCCACAAUUACACAUAGAAAGUAAAUUUUAUAAACUUAUGAGAGGAGGCAUUGGUAUUCCUGCUAUAAAAUGGUGUGGCUCAGAAGGAGACUACAAUGUCAUGGUAAUGGAGCUUUUGGGUCCUUCUUUAGAAGACCUUUUUAACUUUUGUUCUCGACGCUUUUCUCUUAAGACUGUUCUUCUACUCGCUGACCAGCUUAUCACUCGUAUAGAAGACAUUCACUACAGGAAUUUUAUUCAUAGAGAUAUUAAACCAGACAACUUUUUAAUGGGACUUGGUAAAAAAGGCAAUUUAGUGUACAUAAUAGAUUUUGGAUUAGCAAAAAGGUACAAAGAUCCACGCACCAAUCAACAUAUUCCAUAUAGAGAAAACAAGAAUUUGACAGGAACAGCAAGAUACGCGUCGAUAAACACUCAUCUAGGUAUUGAGCAGUCUCGACGUGACGAUUUAGAAUCGCUUGGCUAUGUUCUUAUGUACUUCAACCGCGGAAGCCUGCCGUGGCAAGGACUCAAAGCGGCCACAAAACGACAGAAAUACGAAAGAAUAUCGGAGAAGAAAUUGUCCACUCCAUUUGAUGAACUAUGCAAAAACCAUCCAAUCGAAUUCCAACUGUACCUGAAGUACUGUCGACGACUUCGUUUCGAAGAGAGACCGGAUUACGGUCAUUUGCGUCAGUUGUUCCGCACUCUAUUCCAUAGACAGGGAUUUACAUAUGACUAUGUAUUCGACUGGAAUAUGCUCAAAUUCGGAGUUAAGCGCGGUAAUUAUCAGCCUACAGGUGGCAAUGACCGCACACUUAGACGUCAUGAUCAAAACCAAGAACAGGAGACCACAGCCACAGCCGGCGCCGCUGCCGGCCAACCCAGCACCACGGUGGCUGCGAUCUCGGAGUGGCGGUGAGGAAGCUCGCGCAAGCGGGCCCGCCCCGACCGGCCCUAGCCGCGCACCGACGGACACUGACACGCGCAAGGGCUGAACGAACGAACGGCUCACAGGAAAGAUGGACCAACAAUCGCUCGACCACGCUGCGUUGACCAAUCGCGUGCCGGAAUGUUCACCGGUCGACUGAAUAAACGACCAAUAAAAUACCGUGCCGCUGGUCCACCAACUGAUCACUGCGCGAAUGUGCGUCCGCAACCCUUGCGUUCUUUUCCUACUUUAUAUAAAUAAAUAUACCCGUAAGUUGACUAUGGCAUAAGUUAAGUGGUGCUCACGACUCAUGCCGAUAUUAAAAUACCAUUGUUUUGUGUCAAUAGAAUUGUCAGGUAUAAAACUAUAGACAUUCCGUUACAGGAAUUCUCGAUUGAUAUUCACUAACUUGUUCUUAAACUGACUUGUUAGUGAGAAACUUCUACCUACAUUUAAAAAUUGUUGAACAAAUUUUAAAUAGGAUAUUGGCAAAGCAGUAAAGUUUAUUUACUUCCUUGGCUAUUUCUAUUGAUGUAAAAUUUUCUGUCAGUGUUCCAUUUUAUAUGCUAACGUUCAUAAUUGUAAAUUAUUUAAAUCAUAGGAUAAUGUGCGCCCAGCCGGCCACUAAUCUAUUGCACUUUAUGCUCAGUUGUAUUUAGAUGAGUACUUGUGAAAUGUGGACAAAUUAGUGGAUGUGUCAUCUAAUUGUUCUGUGUCUCAAUGUUAGAUAGACUACUGUUAAUUCUAUUAAAAUAUUAAACGUAAAUGAAUAAGCGUUUUAAUUAUGUUUGUAAUUAAUCAAAUAAUGCAUUUAUUUUAUUUUAUUUUGAUUGCAUAUUUUGAUUUUCACUCAACAUCAUUCAUUAAAUGGAUGUCACCUCUUGGAUUAUGGCCUACACUAAUUUCUAAUUUUUGUAUUAUUUUAAGAGUUAUUUAACUUGUGUGCAAUACUGUUUCUUUUUUUAUUUUGUCUUCCAUAAUUCUCAGUGUAUACUCGCUUGACACUUGAAAUUUUUCUAUCACAUAAUAUUUGUACAAAAUUUGCCUAACUCGUCCAGCCACUGCCAUAGGCUUAAUUAAUUAAAACUUGAAAAAGUCGAAACAUUUGUAGAAUACAAUGUUUAAACUCAUAUUCAAUAUAUUAUUGUGUUUUAACAUAAAUUUUAUUUGACUGAUUUUAUACAAGUUUUGAUCUCACUUUGAUAAAUUGUUAUCUUCUUUACACUUUGCGAACUAUUUCUGGGUUGUGUUAUAGUACAGUAUCAUGGAAAGUGAAAGCAUCUCAAUGUCUAGGUGUAUAUUUGGAGUAAUCUAUGAAGUUCCAUCUAUUUUAAAUUCGCUUUCAUGACUAAUAGGAAAAUUAUCCAGUUCUGAUAUUUUUAUCUCGAGUUAUAGUUUAAAAAUUUUUGUUUUAAUUGGUUGGCUGGAUCAGUUUCUCAACAUUAAAAAAUUGUUGGUAUAAAUUCUGAAACUAACCCUGUAUAUGAUUGGAUGCUCUAAUCCCUUUUUGUUCAAGUGCACAUCUAGGGAUCUGUUAUAAAAAUGGGUAGAUGACAGUUUAAUAAUUUUAUUUACUCUAGCCAUUAAAAUCAUUAAAUGAAUGUUUUCAGCUAUUGUAAAUUUAGUUGUAGUUCAGCUUUUUAAAAUUUGUAACCGAAUUAUUGUGUUUAGAUUGAAAACUUAGCUAUAAUAUUAAGAGUAAUUUAUAUCUAUUUUAAAUAGUUUAAAUAUCUCACAUAGAAAUAAUUCAUCUGUAAUAUGACUGAGAAUUAGGUUCAAUUGUAUGUAAAUAAUAAUUAUAAUUAAAUUAGUUUUGUUAUAAUUAUAUGAUGUUGGAUUUUAAGAUAAUCCUCGUAAUAUGAUAUUCCAUAAGGUUUUAGUUUGUAACAUUGAUGUUAACUGGAUAGUUUUGAAUCUAACACAUCGAAGUGGAUAUUGUUAAUCGUGAUAUCGUUUGUUUCUGGUGGUUUCAGAAUAUGUAUGCACAUUAUUCUCAAAACUUUAAUUCUGAUCAUUUAUAUGCAAAUUAUCAUAUUUUAGGAUUAACCAUCGACAUAAAUAGGAAUAUCCUUUAUAACUGGUUCAUGUUUUAAAAUAUGGUCUACAGUAUUUAAAGCAUUUUCAAAUUGAUUGUAACAUCGAGUACUUUGUUUUCUUAGUCUGUUUCAAAUUUUGUUUCUCCAACAUCAUGUGCCAAUUAACCAGUAUUGGCAUUUUAUAUUAUAGAAUAAUAAAUGUGUAUAGAUCUAACAUCUUUUAUAUCCAAAUAUAUCUUAAUGAUAUUGUUUUACUAAUUAAAAUAUUGUAUUGUUUAUACAUUAGCUGUGGUAAGUGUAUAUUAUAGCGCCCUCACAGGCGGGAUUAGCGGAGCAUCCACGAAAUCCAAACUUAUCAAUGAAUUAUUGCCCAGAGUGUAAAUCAAAAACUUUUGAAGUAUGUGUAUCAUUGAACAUUGAAGUAAUAGAUUUGCGUAUGAAUAAUCGUGGUAACUUGCUGUUAGUUUGAGAUAGUUACAUCGUUAAAUUUGAUCUCACUGACUUAGCGGCUAGAAAGAAGCUCCGCCGCAAGAUUGGCCCCAAGCCGCCACAGUGACUGUUACAGUGGAAGUGAACUAUAUUAUUAGUGGGUGUAUUCGCCAGACACGUUCAGAAGAUGGAUAGGCUCGUGUUCGUCAGUUGGUUUGUCAUGUACGGAAUUAGUCGCACUGCAUUUCAGUGAACGCUUCUUGGCGCGACAAUUUUAGCUUGUUUUGAAGUGUCCGCUCUAACUAAUGAAAGACUUUGAACUUAAUUCUGUAUAUAAUAAUCGUAAGAUAGUUAAGCCAAAACACUGUUUUUUACAAUAUCCUAGGUAAUGAAAAUAAAUACAUAACUGUUGUAGUGAUAUUAAAGUCAUUGACUUAUUUUUAUUGCAUACCUUUAUUCAUUUUUCUGUAGCUGAGCAUUGUGUAAAGCAUAAUAAUAUCUUAAUCUUGAAUUGUAAUGUGUAUUUCAUGAAAUCAAAAUAUUUUCAGAUAUUCUAUGUAUUGAAAAAUGAAUCAAAAGUGUAGAUGUUAUUAGGAUAAGGGGAAUAAAUAGGCCAAAAGCUUUUAUUGAAUACUAUUUGUGCAUUUUGUGCAACUGUGUUUCAGAAAUUUAGAAAUUACCAUUGCAGUUUUUUGUUUUACACAGAGCACUGUUUACUAAGUAUAACUUGUUUAAAACUAUAUAAACAGUCAGUUUUCGUAGACAUGUAAAGCAUCGUAUUCAUGGUAAACAUUUGUUUAGCAAUGCAAUGGAUGUUGCAGAUUCACUAGUAACACUGUGUGUUGUAGUUUUGUUAGCGUUGAAAGGUUCUCGCCCAAGGAACCACAAAAUAACAAACUUUCCAGCAACGUUUGUCGCCCAUCAUCAGUCAUAUUGAUGAACAAAUGCUUACCAUGUAUAAGGCUUAACAAGCGCUUUGUAUAUGCAUUAACGUUUUCAAUCCAUGGUUUUGCAGUUAUGACUUCAAAGGGAGUUUAUACGAGUACACCUACAUACAGUACUUUUAGUUUGAAAUUGUUAUGCGUCGUAGUUUAGCAUAUUAUUAUGCUUUUGAUUUUAUAACUAUUAUUAUGCUUGCAUUGUUUUCUACGUCCAGAAUGUAUUGAUUCAUUUGGCACAAUAAAGUGAAUAAAACAAA